This is a messenger RNA of Xenia sp. Carnegie-2017, 1599 nucleotides long. Its product is annotated as tenascin-like. The record is from RefSeq and is a predicted model, not a curated record. The coding region runs from base 412 to 1299 and encodes 295 amino acids. Lineage: Eukaryota; Metazoa; Cnidaria; Anthozoa; Malacalcyonacea; Xeniidae. The transcript is spliced from 5 exons.
GAAAACUAAACGGCCAAUCAAAUUCUUUCCGUUGCAGACGAAUUCAAAGCGUGCUCAUUGCUGAAAGCCUUCAAAUAACGAAAGGUUGUCGAGAAGAAACUAUCCAAAGACGGUCAUCAAGAAAUUUUAGACGAAUUCAAAGCGUGCUCAUUGCUGAAAGCCUUCAAAUAACGAAAAGUUGUCGAGAAGAAACUAUCCAAAGACGGUCAUCAAGAAAUUUUAGACGAAUUCAAAGCGUGCUCAUUGCUGAAAGCCCUCAAAUAACGAAAAAUUGUCGAGAAGAAAUUAUCCAAAGGCGGUCAUCAAGAAAUUUUAGACGAAUUCAAAGCGUGCUCAUUGCUGAAAGCCCUCAAAUAACGAAAAGUUGUCGAGAAGAAACUAUCCAAAGAUGGUCAUCAAGAAAUUUUAGAAAUGAAGAUUAACCAAGUUUUCUUGAUUUUGAGCAUAAUUGUCAUGUGUUAUGCAGGAAACAUUGGAAAAAUACAGCUUCAUAAAGAAUGCGAUAUUGAUUUUGAUUGCGUAUGUAAUGCAACAGCACCGUAUCAGUCAUGCUCGCAGUUGUGUGAGCCAGUAAAUUGUUUUGAAAAUGUUAACAUGACCUGUGUGGCGAAAGAAAAUUGCACACAAAACUGUGAAACGGGACUAUGCUUCAUGACCUGUCAUGCUAACAAGUAUUGUGAACAAAACGCAAUCGAGAAUGGUGCAAAAGAAAUGAAGUGUUCUUCCGCGACACGAUUAUGCAAACAAUAUAGUGAAGGAGACUCUAAGAAAAUGCUAUGUGAAGCAGAUAAAUGUGACCAGAAUUGUGACAGUGGUAGUUGUACUAUGAACUGCACUGACUCGGUCAGUUUCUGUUCUCAAAAGUGUACAACUAAAACGCGCUGUGUUCUAGACUGUCAAGCUAAAAACUGCAUUCAAGAAUGUAGUGGUUCUGGAAAUUGUAUCUUCGUCAAUCGUAAUAAGACUAAAAACUGCAGUGAAGAACCUAGUGGUUCUGGAAAUCGCACCAUCGUUAAUCCAGGUCAAACUAAAAACUGCACUCAAGAAUGUAGUGGUUCUGGAAAUUGUACCAUCGUUAAUCGGGGUCAAACUAAAAAUUGCACUCAAGAAUGUAGUGGUUCUGGAAAUUGUACCAUCGUUAAUCUGGGUCAAACUAAAAACUGCACUCAAGAAUGUAGUGGUUCUGGAAAUUGUACCAUCGUUGAUCUGGGUCCAGAAAAUUUAGCUUCCAUUAACUCGCAUGAAUUAUGUUUAGCUAUUUCAGUAAUUAGUUUUGUUUUGUGCCUAGUGGCUUUGUGACAUUUCUUUAAUUCAAUUUUACUUGUGUGUUUGUGCAUGUACACAUGUAGAGUCACUGUGAUUUUAAAAAUCACGAAUUAAUACAGUAGAACUCCAAUAACUCGAACUUCAUCAAAUUGAAGUCACCGCUCACUCGAAUUAAAUUGAAAAUCUCGUGUCUUUGAUGGCACAUUUAGUCCAUUUCACGAUCUGGAAACGCCAAAGUGUAAACUUUUAAGGGUUAAAAUUUGAAAGUCAAAAGUGUAAAUUUAUUUAAACUACAUUAAAUUAUUAAAUUAUACAUGCAAUAUAGUUUCAAAA